Molecule: messenger RNA, 2436 nt
Organism: Chaetura pelagica (chimney swift)
Lineage: Eukaryota; Metazoa; Chordata; Aves; Apodiformes; Apodidae
Gene: FASTKD5
Product: FAST kinase domains 5
Exons: 1
Coding region: 1-2436 (811 amino acids)
Biological process (GO): regulation of mitochondrial mRNA stability; mitochondrial RNA processing
Cellular component (GO): ribonucleoprotein granule; mitochondrial matrix
Molecular function (GO): RNA binding
Source: RefSeq, a predicted model, not a curated record
AUGGCUACAGUGCUCAUAUGCCGAAGAUUUCCGAGGCUGAGCAGGGUGACCUCAUUUUCAGCUACAGCCAAGUGCAAGGCCAAGAGUGGGAACAGCGGGAAUAAGCAGGAAAAGGAGGAGAACCCAGGAGCAGCCAGCACCGGAACGGAACCGGCGGCUACAAUCCAGCUGCUGAAUCCCCUGGACUACAGAGUGUUGUACAAACCAUCUGCCUAUGCCAAAGGCAGAGCUGCUUCCCAGCAGGAUGCUGCUCAGAGCAGUGGCCAGGCCUUGGGUGACACUUUCACCAGCCCUGGCAGCACAGAGGUUCAGCCUGCCUUUGGUACCAGCUCUCCUCCAGCUCGGCCAGCCCUCAGAAAUGCCGAGGCCAAGCCCAGGCCCAAGCUGCUCCUCCAGCAGACCAUCUCAGCCUGUCUCUCUGCCAAGGAGGAGGCAGAAAUGGAAAAAAAGGAGACACACAACUCCAAGGAGGACCCUCGCGUGUUUCAGAAGGGCAGGCCUGAGUACAGAUCUCUCAGCUAUGACAAGUCUGAGCCCGUGGAGACCCUUCCUUUAGAAGAAGGUGACUCCAUUUUGCACAGCGUGGCCGCGUGCGAGGGCAGCCCCAGCCCAGGAACCAUCACAGAUUCUUUUCUCAAGCUGAGCCGUUUGCCAGCGGAACAACACGCGGCGUUGUUGUCCAAACCCAGCUUUCACACUCUUUGUCACUCUGCUGCUGGGAACGUGGGGUUGUUCAGCACUGCAGAGCUGGUGGACCUUCUGAAGGCCUGUGUCCGUCUGGCGCUUCCACCCGCCCACCCUCUGCUGGACGCCUUAGAGAGGGAAUUCUGCCGGCGGGUGUGGGACAUGGAGCUGCAGCAGCUCCUGCUGGUGGCAGAUUGCUGGCGCUGCCUGGAGCGCAGCGUGCCCUCCUACCUCAGCAUCUUGUUCAGCUACACCAACCUGCACUGGAAAGACCUCACCCUGCCCCAGUUCGUGCAGCUCCUUUACAUCAUCGGGGAAGGCCGGAGAGCGCCUGCGGACUUGGCACAGAAGGUGGAGAGCACGAUUUUGAAGCACUUGGACUCCUUCACCUUGGAGGAGGUGGGUGCCAUCUGCUUAGGGCUCUUCAAGUCCCUCAGUGGCAUCUCUGAGCAUGUCAUGAGGAGGAUUGCAGACCGAGUCGCCCUGCAGAUGGAAGACAUGAGCACCUACGCUUUGGUGAACGUCCUUAAAAUGCUCCGCUACACUCGCAUGGAUCACCUGCCCCUCCUGAAGGAGCUUGGGAAGGUUAUUCCCGCCCGGAUUCCUAGCACAAACAUCCAGGGCAUCAUGCACAUCACCCUUACCUACUCAUCCCUGCACUACUUUGAUGAAGGUGUCAUGGCUGCAGUAGCCAAGUCCUUGCCUGCUAAGGUGACUUACUGCCGAAGCAAAGAUGCUGCCAAGUUCUUGUGGUCCUUUGGGUGCCUGGACUAUGAACCUCCAAACGAGGAAGAGUUUUACUCCAGCCUCAUAGAGCAGAUGCACAGAAAACUCCAUGAAUUUAGGAAGUUUCCAGAGCAUCUCCUGACUGGUUUGCUCGGCCUGGCAUUUGUCAAACGCUUCCCAGAGGAGCUGAUAGACUAUGCCUUGAGGGAUGAGUUUGUCCAGAAAACGAGAAGUAGUAAAUAUGAGCUCAGAAAGGACCUCUUCACCCUCAGCAAGAGUGUUGAAAUUGAGUGUCCAGGCUACCAAGGCAGCCGUCUUUCACCUCAGCUUCAUCAGGAGAUGACUGAGAUGGUUUUGAAUUUUGCAGAGCAAGAGAUCUAUGUCAGGCCUGAAAUUGUGGAGGCCACCUCUCUGCUGGAGAGCAUGUUGGGUGGCCCUGAGUAUGUGAAGAGCCACAUGAUCCUGCCUCACACCAGGUCCAGUGAUCUGGAGGUUCAUUUGACCAUGGAUGGACAUCCCAUCCCUUUCAACUCAAAAGACUUCCUUGCAGAUAAGAAACUGAAACACAUUGGGGUUAGUCUGACGGAUGACUUGAUGACUCAGCUUAUCCAAGGGAGCUGUAAGAAGCUGGAUGUGGAAAAUGGAGCCAGGACUCUUGGUCAGGAGAGAAGGGACAAAGCACCUGCUGCAUUUUCAGGGAGACCUCUUCCCACAGACACCAGGUGGCAAGCUGAGCCUCAAUCAGGGGGCUGCCUUGGAGCCCCCCUUCCUCCUGCCUUGCAGCAGCAGCCCCGGAGGCUGAAGCUGGCUGUGCAGGUGUCCAACAGGAACCACUACUGCUACUGCUCCAAGCGGCUGCUGGGGCUGCACUGCCUGAAGCGGCGGCAGCUCCGGCAGCUGGGCUACGUGGUGCUGGAGCUGCCCUUCUGGGAAUGGUUCCCCCUGCUCAGACACACACGUCUGGAGAAGCUCAGCUACCUCCAGUACAAAGUGUUUGACCCAGCUCUGCUCAGCAAGGCUGGCUGA